Messenger RNA from Pristis pectinata (smalltooth sawfish), 883 nucleotides. RefSeq names its product E3 ubiquitin-protein ligase RNF170-like. NCBI's taxonomy places the organism in Eukaryota, Metazoa, Chordata, Chondrichthyes, Rhinopristiformes, Pristidae. Gene Ontology annotation, molecular function: metal ion binding; ubiquitin protein ligase activity. Bases 1 to 666 code for a protein of 221 amino acids. The record is from RefSeq and is a predicted model, not a curated record. The transcript has 6 exons.
AUGGAACACAGAAAGGCAAAAGGUCUGACGAAUCAGUGCUCAGGCCAGCCAAGGGACAGCUACAACAAUAGUUACUUGGAAUUGCAAACUUGUUCAAAGUCUUGUUUCCAUGGUGAUCUCCAGUGUCCCAUUUGUCUCCAAGUUCCCACAUUUCCUGUGGAAACCAGCUGUGGUCAUUUAUUUUGUGGACCAUGUUUAAUUGCAUAUUGGAGACAUGGGUCUUGGUUAGGACCUGUAAGCUGCCCUCUAUGCCGGAGAAAGGUGAGCCUGCUCUGUAGUCUGUCCCAUGAGAAUAACCAGGAAUGGCACGGGCAGCAGAUCCUCCAAGAUAUUAGAGACUACAACAAGCGUUUCUCUGGACAGCCUCGACCUUUUACAGAUUAUGUCUUCGACAUGCCACUGUUGCUCCAGUUGGUUUUCAGAGGGCUCUUGACAAUGGCUGGAUUGGUGUGGAUCUUCUGUUUGAGGAUUGCAAUUUGUUUCUUUGGAGCCAUCGUCCACUUCACUUCUCCUCUUGAUAUAAUACCUGAAACAUUCAAUGGGAUCUUGAGGACCUUUGAUGAUUUGACUGUUGUAAUCCUCUUGCUUUCCUGCAUUAUUAAUAUUGGCCAGCAGAUGGGGCUAGAAGAAACGAGGCGAACAAACACCACAAGCCAAAGUCUAUAACCAGGAAUGUGGACCAUGUCUGGCAAAUGUUCAGUAAAACUGUAAAUAUGCUUUAGCGAUGUGAAUUGAUAGCUGUACAUAGACUUUUAAGGUUACUGUUGCUUGGUAUAUAACAUCCUUGUUUGUAAGAAUCAUAACCAGUUCCCCAAAACUGUUUUUAGGUCAAUAAAUCUGUAACUAUUUAUGUAUUUCACUGAUAAGUAUAAAAUACAUUUCC